This is a messenger RNA of Symbiodinium sp. CCMP2592, 2367 nucleotides long. The record is from the annotation of a GenBank genome assembly. Lineage: Eukaryota; Dinophyceae; Suessiales; Symbiodiniaceae.
AUGCGCCUCGCGCUGUGCGGCUUCCUCUGCAUGGCGGUGGCUGCCAGCGCUGCGAAUAUGCGUGGAGCUCAGGUGUCUGGCUACGGCGAGGAUCCGGCAGAGCUGCUGACGAUCUCGGACAGCAUUCCCAGGCCUAAGAUGCCUUCCAAGGGCAGAUUCCUCCUGGUCCGGGUGCAUGCCGUCUCGCUUGCACCGGGGGACUGCCGCGUCAUGAGCGGGAAGACCCGUCUGGUGCAAGGGCCUCCCUCCUUCCCGUACAUCCCUGGCGGCGAUCUUUGUGGCACCGUCGUGGAGGUCUCUGAGGGCGAGACACGGUUCAAAGUUGGCGACGUCGUUGCUGCCAUGUUCGACACUGCUGGACCCCGCGGUGCCCUUGCCGAGUACAAGAUCGUCAAGGCAGAGAAUGCUGCCGUGAAGCCUCAGAGCUUAAGCUUCGAGGAUGCCGCGGCCUUGCCGUCGAGCGCUCUGACGGCGAUGCUCCUGUGUGAGAGGUACGUCCGCAAGGGCGACCGUGUGCUGGUGCUUGGUGGAGGGGGUGGCGUCGGCUGCCAUGUGCUGCAGCUCCUGAAAGCGCAUGGAGCAAGCUACGUGGCUGCCACUUGUACAGACAAGGACCUGCUCCGCUCCUUGGGUGUUGACAGAGCCGUCGAUCGGACAGAGGAGAACUGGUGGGAGAUUGCGGAGUUCAAAGAAACUCCCUUCGACCUGGUUGUAGAUCUCUACGGCACCCACGAACCGUGGAAGCAUGCCAGCAGCUCUGGCACUGUGAAGUCUGGACGCCUUGGUGGUCGCUACGUGACGACCGUUGGUGAUACGCCGUACAUGGUCUUUCGCCAUUGGUGGCACAUCUUCAAGCUCAUGUACGACAUGACGGCUAGAGGAAUCUGGACGCGCCUCUGGAGUGGAAACCCCCGGUGGAUUUACCACCUCGGCCUAGAGCCGACAGACCUGCCGCGGCUGCUUCAGCGAGCCGAGGCAGGCGAGCUCCGGGCAGUGAUUGACUCGACUCACGAAUUCGACUUGGCAGGUCUGCAUGAAGCGUUCCGUCGCCAGAAGAGCCGCAAAGCCCACGGCAAGGUGGUGAUCGUCGCGACUGGGCGGAUAGCUCGUUGUUUCGGAGUUCCGGAUGCAGUUCUAGAGCUGUGCACUCUUUCUAAUCUGCGGUGCCAAUCCGAAGCAGAUUUUCCGGUGAUCUCGGAAUUCAAGGGGCGGCAGGGGCUUCGUCUCUCGGAGUCUCGCGACAUGGCUUCACAUGACCCCAAGCUCUGCGUAGAAGGCCUGGGCCCUUUCGGCGUGCAAGGCUGGAUAGCAGACUCGAGGUCGCGUCCCGUUCGGGAGAACCCAGAAACAAGGCAGUGUGAGACGCUGCGGAUACCCUUGGGCAGGUGCCUGCCCCACAUCCAGACGUUGCCCUGUGAACCCCCGGUGCCUGGGAAGAAACUUCUGGCAAGUCGCUGGUUCAUCGCCGUCGACACUCUGAGAAUCAUCGCGAACUCCUACCAGCAGGAGUGUGGAGGCUUGGACGAUCCAGCCAAGCCCCCCACUAAAUGGGUCAUCAUCCUAGUGGACCAGACCAGUGCCAAGGGCUCUUCGGGCACCGAGACGCGCAGCAUCGAUGAUCUGCUCGACUACAUCGAAGCCAAGGACCCCGUUCGAAGCAAGAAGCUUCGGAAGAAGCCCGCGCCGAAGGCCCAGGCCGACCCAUCUCAGCUGGGCCCCAGCACGGCGCGGCCCUCUUCGGAGAGGGUCACAUCGUCGGCGGCCGCCGCGGCCGCAGCCGCUGCAGCUGCGGUUUCUGGGGAUCCAGCGUUGCAGGUGAAGGCUGCUGCGGAGCUUUUAGCUCUUGCAGCAAAGCAAAGCAACUCCCCACGCAAGUUUGCUGCCGCGCUGGCAGCCGCAGAGCUGGCAGCCGACUUGUCAUCGUUGCCUUCCCAGGGCGCGGCCCAAAACCGGCCGGCGCCGCGGCCAGCACCGCGCCCAGGAGCACCACCAGGGAAUCCCUCGAGCCUGACUAGGCCGCGGCAGCCGCCAGGCGGCGACGGAUCGGACCAAGAGGAGGUCGCCUCGCCGUACAGCGGCCCGACAUCUGCAUCGAAGGCCCUGGCAGCGAGCCUGGCCGCUCCGAAAGCGUCCCGCUCGGCUGAAGGCAUGGCGAGCGCCUCCGUGCGCGACGGCUUUCUGAGCGUCUCUGGCCUCGAUGGCGGGUCCUUGGACCUUCAGGGGCUCCUUCUCGAGGGCCUCCGGGAUAGCCUUGCGAACUUAACACCGGCACAGCUCAUGGCGGCUGGCGCCCAAGCUUCGAUGGAGCAGGCCACAGAGACUGCCGAGUCUUCGGCACCUCGACGAGUGCCGCGGAAACGGCCCUGA